This is a messenger RNA of Aureobasidium vineae, 960 nucleotides long. The record is from the annotation of a GenBank genome assembly. NCBI's taxonomy places the organism in Eukaryota, Fungi, Ascomycota, Dothideomycetes, Dothideales, Saccotheciaceae.
AACGACGGCGUGCCGGACUGUCCGACUUGUGGUGUCUUCUGGCGAAUGGACAUGGAAGAUCUCGAGAGAAGUAUUCCGAGCCUGGUCUCGGAUCAGCCCUACACUUCGAAUGCGCGCAAGGCUGCAUGUGGUCCUUCUGCGCCCUCGACGACCGGAUCUACCACUUCGACCUUGACUGAGUUCACCGAAAUCUCCGAGAUUUCUCAGGAGUUGCUAGGUCAAGCCUGUGGGCCUGGUAUUCUCACACCUUCGUCAACAUGUUCUUCUGUCACGCUCUACGCAUCGUCAGCUCCAAGCACGACAUCGACUCCUACAAAGUCUCCCAAGGACAGAGACAUUGACAGACCAUAUGACCUCCCAUCUCCAGCCUCUGCAACAACAUUGGCCGACCUCGACGAAGACUUCGCAUAUCUCAGGGGCGGCAGUCUGCCUGCAGCAUCAUCUGUUUCGACUUUGACCGAGUUCACCGAGCACAGCCGUCGGUCUAGCAUAUCGAACGCCUCCACUACAUCAGCUGCUGCUUCUUCGAGCGCCAUGUCCACCUUGACCGACUUCUCGGAGCUCGAUUUUUCAUCAUCAGUUCCCACUGCACCGAGCAGUCUCUCGUCCGUCCCACCUACCUUGUCUACCACCACCACCAUCUCCACCUCGCGUCCGUACAAAAUGAUGAAGGUCAAGAAACACAGAGCAAUGAUCGAGAUGUCUGAUGGCUCGGCAUGGAUACCACCAACCCUCGAGCGUAUCCAAGCAUACAUCAGUUCCCAAGGCGAGCGCCGUCUGGCUCCUUCGCAUUCAGCUCGUCUGGUGGUGGCUUCGCACACCGAGCACGGUUCAACAAUCGCUAUGAAGUAUGAGAGGGCUAUCGCCAAAGUCGAUCGCAAAGUUGGAAUCCCACCGGAAAGCAGACGUGAGAUUCUUCAACGUUGGGGUAGAGAGUUUUCAGAUGAGGAGGAAGAGUAG